CAACAAAUGUAACUUAAAUGAUCUCCUAAAGACAUUUAAUAAUUGUCACCCAUCAAUAAAAUUCACACUUGAAGUUGAAAGCAAACAAAAUAUUCACUUCCUUGAUGUAGAUAUGACAAGAAAACAAGAUGGUACUUUAAAAAGAUCUAUCUACAGGAAACCCAUGUGGAAUGGCCAACUAUCAAAUUUCCACAGUUGGGUUCCCAUCAGCCGAAAAAGAAACUUAAUAAUAACUCUCGCCACAAGAAUACGAAGAAUCUGUAGCCCCGAGGUCGUAGAGAAAGAAUUGAGCCUUUUAAAAGCGAUACUUAUCAAAAACGGAUAUCCUUCUAUAUUCAUUGAUAAGAACAUGAAGCCGAAAAUGCCAAAACCACGAACAACUACAGUAGAAAAGAAAAUUUUCUACAUGAACAUCGACUUCAAAGGUGAUAGAGCCGCUUAUAUCUUAAAAAGGAGAAUUUCGGAUUCUUUAAAAAGAACAUUCUUCGCAGCAACAUUGCAAAUAUUAUUCUCCAGCCAAUCACUGUUCAUCAAUAAUCUGAAGGAUGAAUUAUCACAUCUGACCAACUCAAUGUGCAUCUACCAAUUUACCUGCUCUUGUGGAGCUAGGUAUAUAGGUCGUUCGAUGCGUACUUUAUCCAAAAGAAUUCAAGAACAUUGUCCGGCAUGGCUAAGAAGAGGAGGCAACGGCUCAAUAAGAAGUUCUAUAAUCGAACACCUUGUGAACACAGGUCACUCAAUCAAGACAGACUCUGCGUUCAAAGUCAUCUACAAGGUAAGUAGAAGCCUUCCUAAGACAAUUAGAUUGCAUCUUCGUUGCAUUGCCGAGGCAAUAGCCAUACAUUUUGAAAAACCAGAAUUAUGUGUACAAAAGAGACUGGUACAACCUCUUCUUUUACCAUGGUCUUAAUGUAUUAAAAAUUUUUUUCUUUUCUCUUUCUUCAUACUCUUGUUCCUUUACAGCCACCUGCUUCACCUUCCAUCUUCCCUUCAAAUCUUCUACCCCCAACCGGUUUGUUUUUAUUUCCACGAUCAUUC
This is a messenger RNA of Schistosoma guineensis, 1038 nucleotides long. NCBI's taxonomy places the organism in Eukaryota, Metazoa, Platyhelminthes, Trematoda, Strigeidida, Schistosomatidae. The record is from the annotation of a GenBank genome assembly.